Molecule: messenger RNA, 963 nt
Organism: Plasmodium coatneyi
Lineage: Eukaryota; Apicomplexa; Aconoidasida; Haemosporida; Plasmodiidae
Exons: 1
Coding region: 1-963 (320 amino acids)
Source: RefSeq, a predicted model, not a curated record
AUGCAGAGGGCCCUCUUCCCCAAAGCGCGAGUUUACCACUUCAUAAGAACGGGGAGGAGACACGGGGGGACGUCCCUGCUGAACCGAAUUGGACAGUCAUUCAACCAGGAGAGUUUAAAAAAUGCGAAAAUAAAGUUAACCGAGUACGGAAGGAGCAUCUCGCCAAACCAAAUGGGAAAGACAAGCAGCAGUACUGUUGGGGGAAGUGGCAUAUUCCAACACUUUAUAGAUAUUUUUAAAAAAAAAACAAACUCAACGGAUAGUCCCCAAAGUAGUGACAAAAACGAAAAAAAGGAAAAGGAGUUUUUUGAAUACUACGUAAAGUGCUUGAUGAAAUAUGAAGGCAUUUUUACGUAUCGAAAAUUUCAGUCAUUUUUAAAAGACCUGUGUGACUAUUUCAACGUCUUUGGCUUGACAUAUAAAUAUAAAAAAAAAAUGAAUCCCCAAUUGGAGAAAUUAAAAAAGCAGUACGAAGUUAUGAAUUCAUUUUUACCCUACGAGCUAGAUUCGGAUGAUUAUAAAAUAUUUCACGAGGAGAGUAAGAAGUACAUAGCUCAGUCGUGCAACGUGGAUAUAAACUUCAUUGAUGAGUUACUACUUUUUCACGAUUCGUUAAAGACAGACAGAACGUGGUUUUAUCGGAGAAUUAUUUUAAAGAGGAAGCUACCCGAGAGUUUUGAAGAACGAGAAAUUGAGGCUCCGUACGAUAGACCCAUCACAAAGACCUUUAAUUAUGGUAUUAAAGAAUCUUCACUGGAAUAUGAACAGUACAUGCGAAAGCAUGGGCGCAAAUUGAAAUUUAAAAAAUGGUUCUCGAAGAAGCACCCGUGGUUUAGGAAAAACAGUUCUGGCAAGAACAGAUGGGCCACACGACCCUACACGAAGAAGUUCCCCUACCUGUACUACUCACGUGUUCCAGGGCAUUUGUAUCUCUCCAGGAACAGGCCUCGUGUUGGGGGUUAA